This is a messenger RNA of Xyrichtys novacula (pearly razorfish), 6285 nucleotides long. Lineage: Eukaryota; Metazoa; Chordata; Actinopteri; Labriformes; Labridae. The record is from the annotation of a GenBank genome assembly.
AUGGCUGCCGUCAAAGCUCUUAACCCGAAAGCAGAGGUGGCCAGGGCCCAGGCCGCGCUGGCGGUUAACAUCAGUGCGGCCCGGGGGCUCCAGGAUGUGCUGAGAAGUAACCUGGGACCGAAAGGGACCAUGAAAAUGUGAGUCCAACCCUUUGUGCAGCACGCGUGCUAGCUCUGCUAACAGGCUAACACGAGCUGCAGUUCACGUGAAGACUGUGCGCGCAGGGAGCGUUAUCGUCGCCCAUUUGCUAUGAAAAUGUGCAUUAAUUGACAGAUUGGAAACUCCCCUCGGUGUACUUGUUUCUAAACCCUAUCAUAAAGUACUUUAAUCAGAAUUUGGGCCUUGGCUUUGCUAAAAGGAGAGCGGAUAUUCCCGGCACACGUUGUCCUGCCCAGUCAUCGUCACGAACCGUUUUGACAACCACCAAGCUAAUGUUAGCAUAUUAGCAGAUUAGGCUAAUGUCUCUCUGUCAGGUCUUAACACUAACAUGGAGUCAGUACUGCUGUUUUAGUUUAAUGUGUUUCCCACGGAUAAUGUUGCUCUAUUGAUGCUGUCACAAAACAGAUUAUUUGAAGAAGUAAGGGUUUACGGUUUAUGUACAUAAUCCCUGUGUCGGUGGGUUAGCAGAGUUUAGAAUAUACUUCAUUUUUCAAUGAAUGGGCAGGGCAGACUGGAAUUUUAAACAACAUUAUAAUCCGGUUUACGGUUUUCUACAGUCAACAUGAACUCUUUUUCUUCCUGUUUGGGUUCACAGGCUGGUGUCUGGUGCAGGAGACAUAAAGCUGACCAAAGAUGGCAAUGUCUUGUUACAUGAGAUGGUAAGAAAUGACUUUAGUCUUCGAUGAUGGUAUUUUUAUUUGGCCAACAUUUGCUGUUAUUCUCUUUUGUUGCUGUCUUGUGUUGUUGUUCUGCUUUUAUGUAACUUCACUUUUUGUUAAUGAGUGACCACACCCUCCUGUCAAAAGAUGCAGUCCAAAUCACAUCAACAUUUAAGCCAUCAUCUGUAUAUACAAUAAGGAUUUAUUCUUCACAUAUGAUUAAGUGGUUUUUACUCAGGAUCUGGUAUUACACCCUCUCUUUCCAGGUACCACAUCACUCUAGUGUUGACAGUGGGCUUGAAUAGCUGGACUUGUCUGCUGUACAUUUUAAACUAUCUCUAGAAAGAAAAAAAAAAACUAAGUGUAUUGUUGAACAGGUGUGAACUGUUCAUAUGUUUCCCAGCCAAACAAGAAUUCUUAAAAGCAGCAGGCGAGCUAGUCCAUGAUGGUAAAAGUCCACAGUUAGAGCCUUCUGCUGCGUUUGAGUUACCUCAGAAGUCGGGGCUGAAAAUGACGUCACACCCGAGUUCCAAGCAUUUCAGUUACCAAGUCAGAAAAAAGCUAAAUUGGAGCUGAAUUGAAACAAGAUGGCUACAUCUACAGAAGUUAUUGUAGCAGUUGUCUUGUCCGAUAAUAAGGCAAGUGCUAAAAUAACUUUCGUAGAUGUAGCCUUCUUGUUUCAAUUUAGCUCCAAUUUAGCUUUUUUUCCGACUUGGUUACUGAAGCGCUGGUAACUCGGGUGUGAUGUCAUUUUCAGCUCCGACAUUUGAUUUCUGAGGUAACUCGAAUGCAGCCUUCUUGUUCCUUUAAUCUGACUUCAGUAAAACUAUUGAAAUGACUUUGAUUUGGUGUUUCACAAUGUCUUCCUUUUUCUUUUUCCUAACAGCAAAUCCAGCACCCAACAGCGUCACUCAUUGCUAAGGUUGCGACGGCACAGGAUGACAUCACAGGAGACGGGACCACCUCUAAUGUCCUCAUCAUCGGUGAACUGCUGAAGCAGGCUGACCUCUAUGUGUCAGAGGUAAAAGAGAAUCAACUCUUCAUUAGGCUUCACAGUCACGAGGCAGCGUGGCUCCAAACCAUUUUGUUUGUUUGUUUGUUUAGCCUGUUUCCAGUAUUUACCACUGGAUACUUUUUCCUGCUAUAACAACCGUUCAUUUUGUUCUGUAGGGCCUUCAUCCAAGAAUCAUUGCUGAGGGCUUUGAGGCAGCGAAAGAGAAAGCCCUGGCUGCACUGGAGGAGUUGAAGGUGACACGUGAGAUGGACAGAGAGACCCUCAUCAACGUAGCACGCACCUCCCUAAGAACCAAGGUCCACGCGGAGCUGGCAGACCUGCUCACAGAGGUGAGACAAGGAGGGAUGAAGCUCAGUGAACCAGUGUUCAAGGGUCUCACCUUAGACACCAUACAGUGAUUCUUUUCUGGGUCAUUCUCACUUUAAAUAGACUUGUCCAUCAUUUUUGCUCUGAAAUGGGAAGAGUGUCACUCACAAGCUACCUCAGCCUCCUGUUCUCUUUUUAUUCAGAAAACUAAAAACGUCAUAUCUAAAGUGAUGCAUUUUAAAUAACUUUAUUUACAUUUCCAUUAAAAGAUUGAUGACUCAGUGCUAUGUAUGCAUGUAAGCACACAGGUGGUGCUGACUUCAGGUAGUUUGUGUCAAAGAAUUCAAGUGUUUUUUUUUUUUUUUAUGUCAAGUGUUUCCCUAAUUUUUGCUAACUUCCUGUUUUUCUUUCGUGGUGUGAUGUCUCUCUGUAGGCUGUGGUUGAUGCCGUGCUCGCCAUAGCUAAACCCAAUGAGCCCAUCGACCUGUACAUGGUGGAAAUCAUGGAGAUGAAGCAUAAGACUGACUGCGAUACACAGUGAGUUUGAACAAAACUGGAGACUUAGUACAUCAGGAAAUUUGUUUCUGUUGUUUAAGAGGUGUGGGGACAUAUAGUAGUCACAGGCAGAUAAUGAAUGCUGCUUUUUUUUGCUUUUGUUUCAAAGACUGAUCAGAGGUUUGGUGUUGGACCACGGUGCUCGUCACCCAGACAUGAAGAAGAGGGUGGAGGAUGCCUUUGUGCUGACCUGCAACGUCUCCUUGGAGUACGAGAAGACCGAGGUCAACUCCGGCUUCUUUUACAAGAGUGCUGGGGAGAGGGAAAAGCUCGUGGCUGCAGAAAGGAAAUUCAUUGAAGAUCGCGUGCAGAAGAUCAUUGCCCUGAAAAACAAUGUCUGUUCCAACGGCGAGAAGGGUUUCGUUGUCAUUAACCAGAAGGUAUGCUGUGGUUUAUGUGUUGGUAACAGAAAUGGCUCAAAGGACCUCAGCAGUUAAAAAACGCACAGCCCACAUCAUUUUCUUUCUCUCUUUGAUUGGCUCUCACAGUUCAGACUUUACAACAACCAUCUGUUGAAUGUAGUAAAUACAAAUGUGUUUCUAUACCUGUCCUCAAAUUAGAUUUUAUUGGUAAGAUUUUGUCAUUAAAAAAGAAAUAUUUUAGUCAGAUUCAUGCAUAAUUCUAGGGUUGACUUUAGGGACUGAAAAUAUUGUUUGGUAAGUGAAAACUGAAGCCUUGUCAAUCCCUCUCAGCGCACAGUGAACACCCAAGGCUGCUUACGUAGUUCCCCCUGGUCUAUAAUCUGUGCUACAGCAACUCUGAUCUGUACCUCUGCAUUUGGAGAGCCUACUUCUCCCCAACAUGUAUUCAACAGAUCAGAAUAAUGUUAAGACCUCUCUGCAAAAAAAAAAAGUAUUUUUCUGACUUUAAUGGUGAGGAAUAACACUUGUUUUUUUUCUCUCUGUAUUGUGCAGGGUAUUGACCCAUUCUCUCUGGAUGCCCUUGCAAAGGAGGGCAUCGUGGCACUGCGCAGGGCAAAGAGGAGGAACAUGGAGAGGUGAAGUAACAUACUCUCUUUUUACAGAUCAGGGGCCUAUCCUUUACAGUGGAAAAACUAGUUAUUUUUGUUUUGUUUUGUUUAUGAGCAACUAAUUUCAUUGAGCAGACUGUUUUUUUGUAAGCCACUUAUUGAAGCUUUAAUAGUUUUGUCAAUGCAUUUCUAGACUCAUCCUCUCCACUGUGUAUCCACUAUGCACUGGCAGUAAAGCUGCCCUUGGUGCUUCUGUCCAUCUUCUGCGUGGAAUACCAUGAAACAAUAGAAUACCUCUCUCUGCACUUUGUAUUAGUUUACUGGUCAGAGAGGCAGCUUUUCCUAGAUUCAGUGUUUAAAGUGUAUUGAAUACACCAAAUUUUACCACAACUAGCUGUCAAGAAAUGCUGGAUUUUUUAGUGAACAUCAGAUCCCUAUUUAUCACAAUUUUAGUUUACAUGGUCUCAAGGGAGCCUAUAAAGAUUAAAAGUAGUCUCAGUAAGUCAUAUGGAUAAGUCAAAUCUGUCUAGGGUUUUUUUUUUUAAAUCUUUUUACACAAAGAUCUCCCGCUAGUUAUCCUCUGGGCAAAUAAUCUGGUUUAAUUUCUUAGAAAACGAACUACUAGAAUUGUGGACCUGAUCCAUUUUGUCCUCAUUGUGAAUUGCAGUAAGUUGCACAGCGAACACCCAAGGAUGCUAACGUGGCUCUCCCUGGUCUCUCAUGUCUGUGCUACAGUGAUUCUGAUCUUUUCCUCUGCAUUAGGAGAGUUUUAGUCUCUGCUACAUGUAUUCAGCUGAUCAGAACAUAUUUUUCCUCAGAGAAUUUCCUCACUCUGUUUUUGUCGAGUCAAAUUAUUACACUCAUUUUUUUGGAAUCUAUUAUUUAUUUGUACCCCUACAGCUGUUGAUUUUAGGGCUGUUUAUUUCCAGCUCCACAAUAUCAAAUGUUUUAUAAAUAUCCUAAUAAAACUGGACUAUUGCUGUUUGUUCCCUUGGCAGGCUGACUCUUGCUUGUGGUGGUAUUGCCAUGAACUCAGUCGACGACCUCACACCUGAAUGCUUGGGAAAUGCUGGUUUGGUUUACGAAUACACACUGGUAAGUAAAUUAUUCAUUUGUUGAGAUUUUCUUCAAAAAUAAAUGAGGAACCAUCACACCCCAAGAUUAUUGUUUUGAAGAGCCUGUGUUUAAAUGUGAUUGGUAGAGGCUGAGCCGUAACUGAUCUCAUGGAUUCUGUUCACAGGGAGAGGAGAAGUACACAUUUAUUGAGAAGUGUAGUAAUCCUCGCUCAGUCACCCUGCUGGUGAAGGGACCCAACAAACACACCCUCACACAGAUCAAAGAUGCCGUCAGGGAUGGUUUGCGGGCGGUCAAGAAUGCAAUUGAAGAUGGUGAGAUACUGAAGAAAUUGACUUUGUUUUAUUUACUGUUUUUGUUUGCAAUUCAUAGUUUAGUUCAUAGGAUUAUUUUUUUUCCGCCUUUUUUCCACUCACUGCUGUCUUUGUAUAUUGACAAUUUCUUCCAAAUAAGCCACAAGAUUUGACUUUGAAGACUUUUCAAUUUUACAUCACUGGCACAUUUAGAAAAAUAUAUCAGUGCUCUUAAGUAAUCGCUCGCAGUGUAUUGUUCUUUCUUACUGUAAUGUGGUUGGUGUCUUGCACAGCGAACACCCAAGGAUGCUAACGUGGCUCUCCCUGGUCUCUCAUGUCUGUGCUACAGUGAUUCUGAUCUUUUCCUCUGCAUUAGGAGAGUUUUAGUCUCUGCUACAUGUAUUCAGCUGAUCAGAACAAAAUCACCAAACCUGUUUUCAUACAGUUCUUUUAAUGGAUACAUUGCUUUUUGUCUUUUUGAAGUGUUUUCUGAGUAUCUCGUUUUAAUGCUCUCUUCGUCUCUUCAGGUUGUGUGGUGCCAGGCGCCGGUGCAUUAGAGGUAGCUGUGGCAGACGCUUUGGUAAAACACAAGCCAAAUGUCAAAGGCAGAGCUCAGCUGGGAGUCCAAGCAUUUGCAGAUGCUCUCCUCGUCAUCCCCAAGGUAAGAGAUUUCUGCCCAACUUCAGUGGUGAUAUGUGUUUGUACAGAAAAUCUUUCAUGUCUUAUGCUGUAUAUGGCUUUUAGCUUCUUUUGCGACACAAAUGGCUAAGUGUAUUUUUGUGACUCUCUUUGUAGGUUUUGGCCCAGAACUCAGGCUAUGACCCACAGGAGACCCUGCUGAAGCUGCAGACAGAGUACAAAGACUCUGGUCUGCUAGUUGGAGUGGACCUCAGCACAGGUCAGAGCCAGGACACUUCGUUAAAAAUAUUUUGGUUGUUUUUGUUUAAGUACUUGUAAAGAAAGACCAUCUUCAUUCUAUCACAAGCUUAUUUUUCAACCUCCAUUGUCCUGAAUGCAGGGGAACCUAUGGUGGCAGGAGAGGCAGGCGUAUGGGAUAACUACAGCGUUAAGAAGCAGCUUCUCCAUUCAUGGUGAGAUUACACAACUCUUAGCUUCGUCACAUCAGUAUCUGAAAUCAUCCCACUGUGCUCUCUCUCAUCUCUAAUCUUGUUCUUUUACAGCACGGUGAUUGCGAGCAACAUCUUGUUGGUGGAUGAGAUUAUGCGAGCUGGAAUGUCUUCCCUAAGAGGUUAA